GCAGCCAGGGAGAGGAGUUUCUAACGCUGGCUGCUGUGGAGGUGCGCAAGUGCUCGUUGCCAUGACAGCGCCACACUAGGCAAACUCCCCAUGUCGUAAAGCAAUCGAUUAUUUGGCCGUUCUUUGCGUUGCCGCGGCUGGUCAGACCUCAGCGUCCCUGUGUUGUAUGAGAGGAAUCCGGGUUUGUCUUGGACUGCGGUGUCCCGCGCCGAGGCGCAGUGACUUCAUACCGCAUCGAGUAGCGGAAUGCUGCAACGCGUUAUCCGCUCGGACUCGAACUAGAAGAAACCAUCGGAAAAAAGUCUCCUUUUUCUUUUUUUUGGUAGAGUUUAAUUCUUCUUCGGCUCCCUAGUCUACGUUGUUGGUGGUACUAGGCUGUUAGAUGACACACUGUGGAAACUGAGUACAAGUCUGAAUGUCUUGUACUAACUGUUAGACUUAUCAUCCUUGAACGAUAGGAUAGACACAAUGGAGACAUUUGAUCAUACGGUGAGAUACUUGGGGAGAGAUGGAAGAGAGUGCUUCAGUGAACUGGAACAUCUUCCUCCACUCCUUGAAGACGAGGAGAACGUCUCUCUGGCUGACAUCCUCUGCUUGCGGGACAGCUGUCUGACGGAGGAGGAGGUGUGGGCCAUGAGCGGCGAGUGUGUGUUGGCCUUGCGGAGCAUCCAGCCCACCCAGCUCUUCCACAGCCUGUGCAUCACGCCCGACACGCUUGCCUUCAACGCCCACGGGAACGUGUGCUUCAUGGAGCAGCUCAGCGAUGACGUGGAAGGCUCAUUUGUACCGCCAGAGUUUGACCACACAGGAAGUUCAUUUGAGGGUCACCUGUUCUCGCUGGGCUCCACGCUCUCCGCGGCGCUGGACUUUGUGAUCGAGCCGGAGUUGCAGCAGGCGGAGCUGGGGGAGGAGGCCCUCCGAAUGUUGGAGCUGAUGCAGGCGGAGCUUCCUGAUGACAGGCCACGCCCACAGGACAUCCUGGCCCAGGCCGAGCAGAAGUUGGCCCCCAACUCCUCCUCCGCUGUGUGUCGCAAGCUGUCCUCUGUGGGACGCCGUGUCCUCUCCUUAGAGUCUGUGUCCAACUUCAACGGUGCCAGCGACGACUCCUGGGAGGCGCGGUGGCAGCACGCCGAGACCAGAAGUCCGUUCCAGAGCCCCGUCUCCGAGGGCGACAGCGACGUCAACAACGCAGCGGACGGCGUCAGCCGUUCGCCGUCGUCGUCAUGGCGGCGGUGGCGGGCGUGCGAAGACCCCUGGGACCCGUACCUCUGGGCGGCCGACAUGGAGGACGACAGCGCCCCGAUGGCCCGGUGGUCCGGGCCCCCGCCGCCACAGGGGCGCUCCAGCCGGGGGGUCCUGAACCGGUCCUGCUCCGUGCCGGACUCCAACAAUCCCCCGUCCUCGCUGGCGCCGGCCGCCCACGGGGACAUCAGUGUGCCCGUGUCGGACCUGACGGAGAUCGGGCCGGACGAGGACGAGCCCCCGGGGCGCGGGACGGCCUGGAGCGGUGCGGCCCGCCGCCGUAGGCCGCUGGACCGGGGCCAGUCCUGCGAGUGCUACCCCAUGUCCUGGGAGUACGCAGCGGACCCCUCGACGGACUGGCGCCCGCCGCCAGAGGACAGCGAGAAGGGCGCCGGGGAGUGUACGUGUCGUAGCGACGCGCCGAUGGCUAACGGCGGUGGGGGCGAGGGGAAGCGCGACCGUGGGGACGAGGGGUCACCCGUGCCGGGUCGCAGGGCGGAACGCAGCCCCGGUGAUGACGACGACGACGGAGGAUCGCUGGGGCGCCUUCUCUACGCUCCUAACAACCACAUGACCAAGAGCAUGCUGUGUCUGAACGAGGAAACCCAAGAUGAGUGGAUCUCUCUGAGGGAGCUGCUACCUCGCUGUGGACGCAGGCUCAGGGUCAAUGAGCUGUGGGCUCUGUGCUACACCUGCCUGGCCACGCUCCAGACCUACAUCGACUUCCCAGCAUACUUAUGUCUGGACACAGUUUACGUGGGCUGUGAGGGAGAAGUGCUGUUCUUAAAGCCCAAAAACGUUGGUUCCUGUGAUGCGUUUUAUCUCGCCCCAGAAUUUCAAGACCACGGGAUCAUGACUGAGAAGGCCUGUGUCUACGGGGUGGCGGCUAUUCUGUGGGCCACCGCCAAGUUCAGCCUGUCGGCCAAUCAGAAGCUGGCGAUGCCUCGCCAGCUGAAGAGACUGCUGAUGGAGAUGGCCAGGAGGACCCCCAUUGAGAGGCCUUCCAUUGUCAUGGCUAAAAAGAGCUGUCGUGACUACUUAUCACGCCAAGGGACCACUGCUGAAACAGUGUGGACCAAGCUGAUUGACGCAACUCAACAGCAACACCUCAAGUCAACUGCCCCAGAGAGUCACAUCAAAGUGGAGGCCAGUCCCACGUCACCUGAGCACUCACCAGCACACAUCACCAGUGGCUUUGUGCCACUGGCCACUGAGAGCCGACUGGCUCCUGUACAUGGCCCUGUUCCCCACAGCUACCCAACCAGCAUGCUGCAACUCCAACUCCCAGAGGCCUUCACUUCUAGCGCAACACAUUUCAGCCCCAUCAUCCUGACCCAGGAAGAACGCUCAGAGGAGGAGGGGACCUCAAAGCCUGGAGCUGCUAUGGACAGAACUGUGGACUUGGCUAGUUGGGUGGUCCCUCAACCAAAGCAGGAAGGAGGCUUUGUUUUCACCUCACGCCGUGACAACUCAUCGCUUACGCAAACCUUUGUGACGCAUCUCGACGUUGCCGUUGUGCCUGAUGGACACGCUGAUGGAACAGCCAGGAUGAUAAGCCGGGGACAGUCCUCCAGCCAAGGCCCACUUUUAAACCCUAUCUCUGCUCGCUCUGAUACCUCCCAGCACAGAACAAUAGUCUCACUUCCUGUCGCCUCUGCUUCUGCUCACCUCAACCGCUUUAAGAAUUACCUGCUAUGUCAGGAUCUCACCAACGGACAUCUGACACUGGUACCCGUCAGGUACCCGACUCCAGCGUCAAACACAACCCCAUCCACCGAGUUGUAUCUGGGCUCAACCCGGGAACAACAAACCAUCUAUUCCAAAUCCACCAAGUCUCAGUCAGUCAAUGGUUUGACUGGUUCUGUUGGUCUACAACCACAAAGCUGCCUCCCUGACUUCCAGAAUUUGGGUCCUUCUGAUGGACAAAGGGAGCACGCUGGAUCCGGAAGCCAGGACAGCGAUGGGUGUCUGGGGGAUCCACCUGGGUCAUUGGGCCCCCUGGCUUGGUCCGCCAAGGAGGUGGAUGGAGAACCACCAGAGCUUGGCCGCUACCUUCACCCUGCCCUGCGAGAGGUGAUAGACCUGCUGAAGGGAGAGUCUGACCACGAGGGCUGCAUGGAGAACAGCCAAGAGGGGUUGGCCAUGGGCAUAGGGGAGUAUAUCUUCUCCUUGAAGGACCUGCAGUACCAGUCCUUUGCCACUCUGGUCAGAGAAAGGUUCAGCGAUCUAUACUGGGAAGAAGACUUGCUAGGGCUUUUACACUGCUUAGUGAGCUCCAGCCCAGCAAAACUGGGCUCUAAUGGGACUCUACCAUCCGCCUCUGUCUCAUCCGUCAGUCCCGCCGUCCAGACAAGGGGGGCGAGAGACCCCCACCUGCGCCACUUUUUGGAUCUGAACGGGAACCUUCACUUCAGCGGCCCCGCUGCUCAGGAACGAUCCAGAGGAACCGGGACCACGUCCAGUCCUCAGGUCACCGGACCAAUGUAUCAAGACCUCGAAGAAACGUCAGAAGAACUUCCGGACUAUACAUGUUCAGAGGUGGGUGCCGGGGGCGGGCUCCCCGAGGAGAUUGAGGUCACCCAGGGAGAGGAGCGUUCGGUGGGGGGCGGCCAUGAAAGCCCUGCCUCUGAAGACCGCUCUCCCUCGGGGCGGCACGGGGGCGGCGGGGGCAGCGGGGGCAGCGGGGGCGGCGAGGGCGGCGAGGGCGGCGGGGGCAGUGGCAACGGGGGAAGUGGCGAGGAGCUGAGCAGCAGUCCCGGCUGCCCAGACUACAUGGAGGACGACAGCGGCUCUCUGGGCUCCUCUGCCGAGCGGCGCCCGUCUCCGGGCGGAGGCUGGGACCCGGGGCCGGGCCCGGACCUCGGCCCCGGGGCCGACCCGUCCUGGGCGCUGGCGUACUACGGGGAGGACUACUUCGGCACGGAGGUGGUGCGCUACGCCCAGAGCCUGGGACAGCACUCGGGGUCGGCGUGUCUGGACGUGAAAGCGCAGGAGCUGCAGCAGCAGUUGGUCAUUGAGAAUAGACAUCUGAAGAAAACCAGGAACUUCUACCAGAAGCUCCUGCAACAAGACCGGAAAAAGAAAGGUUCGGAGUCCAAACUGAUGCUGGGUAGGGUGAGCACCCAGCUUGAAGAACUCAGAUCCAAAGUGGAGUUCCUAUAUUCUGUGAAGAAAUAUCUAAAGGUGCUGCAGGUGGACCAGUGGGGCCUGGAGGUGGCUCUGCUGCCAGCGCUGGCUGACCAACACCUCGGCGCCUUGGAGCGGCCUGACCUCGGCGACCCGGCGGUCCUCAGCUUCGGGCCGCAGACGGGCCGGGGCCGGAGCACUCUGCAGGCCGGCUCCCCCAAGGGGCUCAUGGCCCACCUCUAUGCUCGAGACGCGGCCCUGGACGGCUACAUCCAGCAGCUCCUCUACACCUACCGCUACUUCUGCACCAGCGAGCAGCUCCUCCGGUUCCUCAUGGACCGCUUCAUCGCCGCCGCGAGAGGCCCAGACAUAUCAGGGAGCAACAUGAAGGUCCUCCACCGGACCCUGGACCUGUUGGAGGCCUGGCUCAUAGACUGCAAACUGGUGGACUGGACCCUGAGCUCUAGCAAUCUGACAACACUGGAGAACUUCCUCAAUGCUGAGGUGGUUCCUGUGGACAGCAGAGGGGAGACCUUAUUGGCAACCCUCCACAGCCCCCCAAGGAAGCGGCGGAGCCAAGGAAGUGAUAGUCCAAUCAGCCUUGACCAAGAUAAUGACUCGUUCUCGAUGCACUCAUCAUUUGAGGAUGCAGAGAAAAGGCACUGUCACUGGAGGAUCUCCAGGGUGGUGGAGCCCCAGGAGAAGGCCUUCUGCAUCGCGGCCGUCCUGCCCAUGCCCAGCUACGGGUCCCUGCUCAGCAGCGACCCCUCCUCUGGCUUCCCGCGGAGCCAGGAGCUGCCCUUCAGCUUGAGCCCCUGCAGCGCCCAGAGCACAGCCCAGCAGCUCACCCUGCUGCAGCAGGAGGUUUUCCUUGGCUGUCAUCCGGUUCACUUCCUUAACUCCAGAGCAAAAGGGGUCAGGGAUUAUGCUUUGAGUCCCAACAAGAACGUGUGUCGCCUUGUCACACCAGCAGAGGGCAGUAGUCUAUUUGCGGGUGAGGAGACCUCACCGUCAGACGGCUUCCUCCAGAGGUUGCUGGCUUAUGCCGACAGUGUCACUGACUGGAUCGCUGCUGAAAUAGUCAGCAGUGACUCUUUCAAGGCGCAGGCGGCCGUGAUGACCAAGUUCCUGCUGAUCGGGAAACACUGCUACGAGUCGCGCGACUUUGCCACCGCCAUGCAAGUCCUCGCCGGCCUGGAGAACGUGAUUGUCAGGCAAUUACCGGCGUGGAAACAUCUGUCCUCCAAGGUGUGUGAGGUCAUGGAGGAGCUGCGAGCCGUGCAGGUGUUCCUGAAGAGCGAUGACCUGUGUCUGAUGGGGGGAGAGCAGGCUCGGAGGGGAGGGACCCUGCCGUCGGCCCGCAUCCUGGCCAUGCACGUGCAGCAGCUGGAGAUAGGAGCCUUCACCCUGGCCACCGGAGCCUACAAGUGGACCAAGCUCAGGAGCAUAGCCAGGGUGGUGAGCCAGGUGCAGGCCUUCCAGGAGUCGGUGUACCCCUACAGCCCCGAGCGCCAGCUGCAGGGCUACCUGCGCCGCCGCAUCCAACACCUCAGUGGCUGCGACCUGCACCUCCUCGCCGCCGACAACGACGCCAACUUCCAGCAGCCCUCCGCCCAGCGGCACGUGCGCCGCAUCCAGGAGACGCUACGAAGGGUCCGGGGAAACUUCCAAUGA
Gadus chalcogrammus (walleye pollock) is the source of this 6042-nucleotide messenger RNA. RefSeq names its product kinase non-catalytic C-lobe domain-containing protein 1. Gene Ontology annotation, molecular function: guanyl-nucleotide exchange factor activity. The record is from RefSeq and is a predicted model, not a curated record. Gene Ontology annotation, biological process: small GTPase-mediated signal transduction. Bases 469 to 6042 code for a protein of 1857 amino acids. The transcript has 30 exons. Lineage: Eukaryota; Metazoa; Chordata; Actinopteri; Gadiformes; Gadidae.